UAUGUUUGAUAUGAUUUGCUUGCAGGUUAGAUAACCUUCCUGAAAUGUGUGGAAGAUUUGUUGACUCCGGAAGUGAUUGACGGCAUGCUCUUUCGUGUGUUCAUAUUUGCGCAGAUACUGCGCAUGCCACAUGGAUGUUCUAUCAAUAAUCAGUUAAAGCAUUUGAGUCAUGCAGAUGUAUAGUGUAUAGAUUUAUUUUUUGGAUAGUGCAGCCUAAUGUUUUAUUUUUUAGUGUGUUGGAUAGGAUAUCAUUGUGGUGAGCUGGUCUUGAGUUCAGUCUAACGUUACCUACCUCGUCUUUCUCGCAGAAUUCAAUGGAAGGGGAACGUGUCGACGGAGAUACUCAAGUCCACACGAUGAAUAACAAACCUGGGAAAAAGCAAAGCAACACAACCAAGAGGACUAUACAGUCUAACACUAAUGGGGUUACUUUCAACUCCAUCCGAAUAAAAAAAGAACCAGGAGACUUUGAACGGAAGGAAAUUGGUGACCAUUCCAAACGUCCUUUGCUGGAGAAGCAAAAGCACGUCAAGCAGCAUCAAACUACGUCCAACCAAGCGACCCGGUGUAGCAAGAUAUCGAGGAGUCCUGUGGUGAUACUAACAAAAUUGUCCAACGUGGUGCUUAAGACUCUUCUGAGAGAAACUAAAGUGCGUUUGGUGAAGGAGGAGACAGAUGCCAGGAGGGAUGAAGACAACAGUGAAGUCUCUUCUCCGCAGUUCUUUCCUUGUCCACACUGCACCAUCUCCUUCACUGACUGUUACUUCCUGGAGAACCACAUCAAGACCAAACACCAGAAGCAGUACCUGGCCAUGCUGAAAAGCCAUGUCUCAAAGAGUAAAACCGUGUACGCCCCCACACACAGCUGUCCCCAGUGCAGCUGCAUGUUCCAUACCCCACGACAGCUACACAUCCACACCCGCCAGGCCCACCCCUCCGCCCUUCCCCAGAAACCUGCCCGUCCCCCCAGGGUUCCGGGGAAACUCCACCCCUGCCCGCAGUGUGCCCGUAGAUUCCCGUACCUGGGAACCCUGCUGAAGCACUGCAAGAAUUUGCACAAAAUGGCUGUUUUUCGCACCGAUGGUCAUAUCAGUUGUGCUGACUGUGGGAAGAGCUUUGAAAAUUGCUGGGGACUAGGGCCACACCGGUGUCAAGAACCAGAGGGCACUAAACCUAAGGACACUAAGACGGUGGUCUGUCUGGAAGUCGGUUUCCAUUGCUCAGAGUGUGGGAAGAUCCUCAGUACUCCUACGAGCCUGGACACUCACAUGCGCAUCCACACUGGAGAGAAGCCGUACGAAUGUAAGGAGUGCGGCAAGCGCUUCUCAGAGAACAGCGGUUACCGUUAUCACUCGUUAAUACACUCGGGGCUCAAGCCGUUCAAAUGCCAGGACUGCGGGAAGACUUUCAAACGGAAGUCGCUCCUCUGGACUCACAUGUCGGUUCACACUGGUGAGCGGAAGUUCUCCUGCACCCAAUGCGAUAAGCGGUAUGCAAGCAGGGCCCAUCUGAAGCUUCACCUGCGAACACACUCGGGGGAGAGACCUUUCAAAUGCACCGUUUGUGGUAAAGACUUUGCUGACAAAGCUUAUCUGAAAACACACUUGAAGAUCCACAGCAACGAGAAGAACUACCACUGUGGGGUUUGUGGGCGGGCGUUCUUGAGGCUGGGGUUGUUGAAGUUACACAUGCGCUCACAUACCGGGGAGAGGCCCUACCACUGCACAGUGUGCGACAAGAAAUUUUUCAGACUCUCACACCUGAAGAACCAUCACCUGACUCACACGGGUGAGAAACCAUACACCUGUACCGAGUGCGGUAAAAGCUUCACUCAGUCUGGGGAUCUGUCCAAGCACAAGCUCCUACACACUGGGGAGAAGCCAUUUGAAUGCCCUGAAUGCCCCAGCCGGUUUAACCGUUCUGGUUCUCUGUCCAGUCACAUGAGGACCCACACUCACCGUGAUAUAAAGCCAUACUCCUGCCAAGAAUGUGGGAAGAGCUUUUAUGAACAGAGUCACGUCAAAGUCCACAUGAAGACCCACACAGGGGAGAGACCGUAUCCCUGCCCCCACUGCCUUUUCAGCUUCACUCGGAAAGCACAUCUCUCCAAACACCUGCCUAGAUGUCGUAAAUGAUCCAUGGUUGCCAUUUUUUAUUACACCUUUUUUAUUAUGAAAUUCAUUGUAUUCAUAGGAAUCACUUUUAGAUGAAUCCACCACAGUAAAACAAUAAUGUUAUAUAGUCAUGGAAUACAUUGAAACAUUAUUAUACAGAGCAAAAAUAUAAACGCAACAUGUAAAGUGUUGGUCCCAUAUUUCAUGGGCUGAAAUAAAAAAUCUCAGAAAUGUUCCAUAAGCACAAAAAGUUUAUUGCUCACAAAUUUGUUUACAUCCCUGU
This is a messenger RNA of Oncorhynchus gorbuscha (pink salmon), 2397 nucleotides long. Its product is annotated as gastrula zinc finger protein XlCGF57.1-like. The coding region runs from base 315 to 2135 and encodes 606 amino acids. Gene Ontology annotation, biological process: negative regulation of transcription by RNA polymerase II; regulation of cytokine production; regulation of immune system process. The transcript is spliced from 3 exons. Lineage: Eukaryota; Metazoa; Chordata; Actinopteri; Salmoniformes; Salmonidae. The record is from RefSeq and is a predicted model, not a curated record.